AUGUUCCAAUAUAAGGAAGUACUUUGUCAGCUGUUUCAGUCCAUUUGGUUUAAUGCAUCUGUUCUGUCGGCUUGUUUGCAGGUAUUAGUUCCGCUGUUAAAUAAAUAUAUCAUGAGCACUACGGUGCAAAGAACCCCAAGAUCCGGUAGGCAGUCUUUAUUUUUCCAGGAUUUAGCUUCACCUGUUUCUGCCCGUAGAGGAAAAUUUUCAAGCCCCGGUCAAGCAGCUGCAGUAUCUGCACUAUGGCGUGAGAACUUUGGUAGUUCGGACCUUCCACCACCUCCUGUUUUCACCUUGGAGGACAGAUCAGACUUUUCUCCUGAAUCAGGCAUACUAGAUUAUCAAGUCUCCCCUGAUACUAGGUCAGACACUAGAACUCCCAUCCAAACUUCUAAUAGGGAAUUUUCAACUCCUGUGAAAAGCAAAUCUGAGGCUAGCACAUCUUAUGCUUUGAGAGGGGUACAACAAAACCAACAGAGCUCGCCAGGUUUGAGUUGGUGGUCACCUGCAACUGCAAAGAGUGGUGGGGAACAAGAUGAGAAAGGAAGGAGUUCACCAGUUGAGGGUGUGGUUCAGCCUGGUGCUUUGAUAACUCUUCCUCCACCACUGGAAGUGGCAAGGCCUGAGGUUCAAAGGAAUUCUUUGCCAGCUGGGAAUCUCAAUGAGGAAGAAUGGGUAACUGUAUAUGGGUUUUCACCAGGUGAUACUAACAUGGUUUUAAGGGAGUUUGAGAAAUGUGGUGAAAUUUUGAAACAUGUUCCUGGCCCUAGAGAUGCCAACUGGAUGCACAUUUUGUAUCAGAAUCGAUCUGAUGCACAUAAAGCUCUUAAUAAGAAUGGAAUGCAAAUUAAUGGAGUACUAAUUGUUGGUGUGAAACUGUUGGAUCCCAUGCAACGUCAAGCUUUAAAUGAAAGGCUUAACAAUCAAGGAUUUAUGCCCUUACCUCUACCAUCCGCUAGAAACUCAGACGUGAGCACUUUGAAAGCUCCUGCUCGACCUUACUAUCCGCAGAAUGGCAACUCCACUGCACGGCAGACUGGGGGAACCAUUGCUUCCCCAACAAAAUCAUUGGUGUCCAAAAUCAUGGACUUGAUGUUUGGAGUCUAA
Messenger RNA from Sphenostylis stenocarpa, 1107 nucleotides. Lineage: Eukaryota; Viridiplantae; Streptophyta; Magnoliopsida; Fabales; Fabaceae. The record is from the annotation of a GenBank genome assembly.